AUGCAUCAAGAGGCUGACGCGUCUCCCAAAAUCGAGAAAAACAAAUUCGAAGCGUCGAUCAAUGAACUCAAGAAGAAAAGUUUUGUAUCAGCCACAGAUGUCGCGAAUUAUGGCGAAGCAAGCGUGACGUUAGAAUGCUUAAGGGCCCAUCGUUGCUCCUUGGAUAAGCCCGAAGAGUUUUGGAAAGACGUCGGCAAUGAGCUCGAGUGGACAAAACCCUGGGAUAGAGUUCUGGAUAACAGUAAUCCUCCUUUUACUAAAUGGUGGGUUGGUGGAGAGAUGUCAGUUUGUCACAAUGCAGUGGAUCGCCACGUGGCUGCUGGAAAGGGAGACCAAGUCGCUUUGGUGCACGAUUCACCUCUUACGGACACAGUCAGGAAAAUAACCUACUCCGAACUUCAGGACCAAGUGUCACGUAUUGCUAGCAAACUGUCAGCGAUAGGCGUAACAAGAGGAUCUCGGGUACUUAUAUAUAUGCCGCUAAUUCCAGAAGCUAUUAUCGCCAUGUUAGCAACAAACAGGAUAGGUGCCAUUCAUUCUGUCGUAUUUGGAGGAUUCGCGGCACGGGAACUCAGAACUAGAAUCGAACAUGCGGAGCCCGUAGUUAUUAUAGCUGCUAGUUGUGGUGUUGAACCAAAUAAAAUAGUAAGGUACAAAGAAAUAUUAGACGAAGCACUGUGUCAAAGUUCACAUCAACCAAAGACGUGUAUUAUCUAUCAACGUCGACGCGUUUUAGAGUGCUCCUUGGAAGAGGAUCGUGAUAUAUCCUGGGAGGUGGCAUUGGAAUCAGACCCUGUGCCCUGUGUAUCGGUGGAAGCAAACGAACCUCUUUACAUAUUAUACACGUCAGGUACUACCGAUGCACCCAAAGGAGUUCAACGACCGUGUGGUCAUGCCGCGACCUUGUGCUGGUCCAUGCAUGCCGUAUACGGUCUCAAAAAAGGCGUCUGGUGGGCCGCCUCAGAUUUAGGGUGGGUCGUGGGGCAUUCUUACAUAUGCUACGGCCCAUUGCUGGCGGGUCUCACAUCCAUAUUAUAUGAAGGCAAACCUGAUCGGACGCCAGACCCAGGACAGUAUUUUAGAAUAAUUGAACAACACAGAGUCAACGCCCUAUUUACUAUACCAACUGCAUUCCGUGUGCUAAAGAGAGCUGAUCCAUCAGCCAAAUAUGCGAGGAGAUAUUGCGGUAAAUCCCUUAAGACAGUAUUCAUGGCUGGUGAACACUGUGAUCAAGAUACUAGACUGUGGGCUGAACGCAUAUUUGGAGUUCCAGUGUUAAAUCAUUGGUGGCAAACUGAAACUGGUUCAGCUAUCACUGCCGCAUGCUUAGGUUAUGGAGUGAAGGCAGUUCCACCUCAUUCUGCAGGCUACCCAGUUCCUGGAUAUGAUAUCCGAACUUUACGGGAAGAUGGCACCGAAUGUGUUGCUGGAGAAGUUGGUAGACUGGUCGCUAAGCUUCCCUUACCACCUGGCUUUGCGUCGACGUUGUGGCAAUCGGAUGACCGAUUCAAAACGACAUACUUCGAGUCUUAUCCUGGCUAUUACGAUACCCAAGAUGCGGGCUGGAUUAGUGCCGAAGGUGCAGUGUGGGUGGUUGCCAGAGCUGAUGACGUAAUAAAUGUCGCUGGUCACCGCCUAUCAACAGCAGCCCUUGAAGAUGUUGUUUUAAAGCACGCGAGAGUGGCUGAUGCGGUUGUCGUUGGCGCUCCUGAUCCCACCAAGGGAGAUGUUCCACUUUGUUUGUAUGUGAUGAGACCUCCACAAGAUGAUGAAGAGAUAGUUGCCGAGAGCACUGUUACCCAAGAACUUAUUGCGUUGGUGCGCCAUCUCAUUGGCCCUAUUGCAGCAUUCAGAAAGGCGGUCGCCGUCCCAGCUUUGCCACGAACACGGUCGGGAAAAGCCCUGCGCGGUGCUAUUGCCAAACUGGCGAGAUCCCAACAAGUGAAAUUACCCGCUACAAUUGAAGAUCCUACAGUUUUUGGCGAAAUUAAAACGGCAUUGCAAAAGUUUGGAUACGCCAUCGACGCUCCUGACCCCGAUUUCUAG
Chilo suppressalis (striped riceborer) is the source of this 2046-nucleotide messenger RNA. The record is from the annotation of a GenBank genome assembly. NCBI's taxonomy places the organism in Eukaryota, Metazoa, Arthropoda, Insecta, Lepidoptera, Crambidae.